Molecule: messenger RNA, 583 nt
Organism: Pundamilia nyererei
Lineage: Eukaryota; Metazoa; Chordata; Actinopteri; Cichliformes; Cichlidae
Product: voltage-dependent calcium channel subunit alpha-2/delta-1-like
Exons: 6
Cellular component (GO): L-type voltage-gated calcium channel complex
Molecular function (GO): voltage-gated calcium channel activity
Source: RefSeq, a predicted model, not a curated record
GAGCGGCAGCGUGUCGGGGCUCACGCUCAAACUCAUCAAAAUAUCUGUCAGCAAGAUGCUGGAGACCCUCUCGGAUGAUGACUUUGUGAACGUGGUUUCUUUCCAAAAUGUCGCCAAGAAUGUGUCGUGCUUUGGGAACCUUGUGCAGGCUAAUGUAAGGAACAAGAAGAUACUGAAAAACGCUGUGGAGAACAUCACUGCGAAUCUCAGCACCAAUUACACAGCUGGCUUUGAGACGGCCUUUGAACAGCUUAAACAGAUGAAUUACUCAAGGGCCAACUGUAACAAGAUUAUUAUGCUUUUCACUGAUGGCGGAGAGGAUAGAGCAGAGAAGAUCUUUCAACUUGAAAACCCACAAAAAAACGUGCGUGUCUUUACGUUUUCAGUAGGUAAACACAACUACGACAAGGCGCCAAUACAGUCGAUGGCCUGCAACAAUAAAGGUUAUUACUAUGAGAUCCCAUCUAUAGGUGCCAUUCGGCUAAAUACUCAGGAGUACCUGGAUGUUCUGGGCAGGCCUAUGGUUAAAGCUAAACAAAAGGCCAAGCAGGUUCAGUGGACUAACGUCUACCUGGAUGCUUUG